Neocloeon triangulifer is the source of this 1341-nucleotide messenger RNA. RefSeq lists its product as uncharacterized. Gene Ontology annotation, molecular function: chitin binding. Lineage: Eukaryota; Metazoa; Arthropoda; Insecta; Ephemeroptera; Baetidae. The coding region runs from base 49 to 1194 and encodes 381 amino acids. The transcript has 4 exons. The record is from RefSeq and is a predicted model, not a curated record. Gene Ontology annotation, cellular component: extracellular region.
CGCCACAAGUCACGUUCACCGAGCAGCGAAAACAGCAACACAUGCAGCAUGAACCCAGAACAAAUUGUUUUGCUUUUGGUUGCAGCCGCCGCCGCCGCCGCCUCCUCGCAAGACUGCGCCUCCGACGGCUACCACUGGGACGCGGCCUGCGCAACCUACUGGCUCUGCAAGGGCGGCGACCUGGUGCUCAGCAGGUCCUGCGCCGACGGCACCCUCUUCAACGGACUCAUGUGCGUGCCCAGCGCCCUGGUCCACUGCAGCCCGCACAACGCCACCGCUGCACAAAGAAAUAAUCUCUUGUCGCCACACGCCUGCCUCGGACUUAAUGACGGCAUUCAUAGGGAUUACAUGCAGGGUGGCUGCUCGAGCUACCUAAUGUGUGAAAACCACAAAGUCACCCAGAGAGGUGAAUGCCCGUCCUCCAUGACCUUCAACGGCCUUACUUGCGUCAGCCAGAGCGGCGAAGACACCACUUGCGGUCACAACAGCAUCGAGGACAUUCCCGCGUGCCCAUCCACACCAGGAGUGUUCAGCACCCCUUCCUGCAGGGGAUAUUUCUACUGCUCUUCUUCCGGCACUCGCAGCCAGAUUUACGAGUGUCCAACUGGACAGGUGUUCAAUACGACCCUGCAAAUGUGCAGCCCGGGGUCUUCGUGCGCGCCUCCGCUGCCCAGUUCGUGUUUCAACAAGUCGGACGGUUACUACCAGGACGCGUUGUCGUCAGGGUGCCGCAGCUACCUGUACUGCUUCCAGGGUCGCUCCAUCACGUACCUGUGCCCGGAAGGGUACGCGUACAACGGCACCACGUGUCUGGUGGACACGUCGUUCGAGUGUCCAUACUGGUCGUCCGACUGCGUCAACAAGGGCGACGGCUACCACGCGGACGCCUCCUCAGGGUGCCGACAGUACUUUUUCUGCCUUGACGAGAACAGGGUGCGCACCCUGACGUGCAGCAACGGCCGCAUUUUUGACGGCAACAAGUGCACGCCCAAGGGCAGCUGUCCGGCCAAAGGUCAGGGGGCGGGCAGCGAGUGUUCGGACAAGGCGGACGGUCGGCACGCGGUCAUCGGCUCCAACUGCACGCGGUUUGUCGCGUGUCUCGGCGGAAAAAGGGCGGCGACCGGAUCGUGCGCCAAAGGUUUCCUCUUCGCAGACGGCGAGUGCAGACUGAGUGAUGAGUGUCGCGACAAGUAAACCUUAAUUGUGUGCGCCAGAUAAAGAGAGAGGACUGUUUGAAUUUUAUUUGUUAUUUAUUUAUUUAUAAUCUAUAAUAUUGUCAAUUGUUCUAGAAAAUCAUUCUCAGAAAAAAUAAUAUUAAUAAACAGCAUGAGCGAAAAUUGA